Closterium sp. Naga37s-1 is the source of this 3360-nucleotide messenger RNA. Lineage: Eukaryota; Viridiplantae; Streptophyta; Zygnematophyceae; Desmidiales; Closteriaceae. The record is from the annotation of a GenBank genome assembly.
AUGGAAGUGUACCGUCGGUGUCGGUUUGCAGCUGGGAAUACACUUCUCGUCGCAGUCUCCCUUCCUGGGUCUCGGGUCGCUCCCUCCCAAGCUCCUCUGGGAACUGCUACGCACCAUUGCCACAUAGCUAUCAAAUCCUUUCCCGUCCGAACGGUCACAAUGUUUCUCCGCAAGAAGAGCUCGCUGACGUCCAACAUCCUGGGCCGGCCGCCGGCUGACAUCCGCGACAAGUUUCUGAUGGGGAAGGAGCUGGGCAAGGGGCAGUUCGGCGUGACUUACCUGUGCACGGACAAGGUCACGGGCGAGCAGCUCGCGUGCAAGUCGCUCGCCAAGCGACGGAUUGGGUCCAAAGAAGAGGUUGAGGAUAUCAGGAAGGAGAUCGCCAUCAUGCACCACCUGGGCGGCCACCCGCACAUCGUGCAGCUGAGGGGCGCCUUCGAGGACAAGCACAACGUGCACAUCGUCAUGGAGCUCUGCGCGGGCGGCGAACUCUUCGACCGCAUCGCCGCCCGGGGCCACUACAGCGAGCGGGCGGCAUCGGCGUUAUUCAAAACCAUGAUGGGGGUGGUCGACCACUGCCACCAGAAUAAUGUCAUUCACCGGGACUUAAAGCCCGAGAAUUUUCUGCUCGCGGACCGGAGGGAGGAUGCGCCGCUGAAGGUGGCGGAUUUCGGGCUGUCGUCGUUUUACAAGGAGGGGGAGGUGUUUACUGAGACGGUGGGGAGCGCGUUCUAUGUGGCGCCCGAGGUGCUCAAGGGGAAGUAUGACAAGGCGUGUGACGUGUGGAGCUGCGGAGUCAUUCUCUUCAUCCUGCUCAGCGGCACCCCGCCCUUCUGGGGAGACACGGAGAAGCAGAUCUUCCACCAGGUGCUCAAGGCCACCCCCGACUUUGCAGCGGACCCCUGGCCACAGGUGUCGGACUCGGCCAAGGACCUGGUCAAGCGCAUGCUGCACCCCGACCCUUCUGUGCGCAUCUCCUCCGCUGACGUGCUCCGCCACCCGUGGCUGUCCCACGAGAAGCAGUCCGACAAGCCGCUGGGAGAGGCGGUGCUGAAGCGAAUCAAGAAGUUCUCUGCGGCCAACAAGAUGAAGAAGCUUGCGCUCAAGGUCAUUGCGUGCAAUCUGAGUCGCGAGGAGAUCCUGGGGCUGAAGAAGCUGUUCAAGGGGAUGGACAAGGACGGCAGCGGCAGCAUCACGUUUGCUGAGCUCAAGACCGGCAUGCAGAAGCUGGGCAACCCCAUGUCGGAGGAGCAGCUCCAGCAGAUCAUGGAAGCGGCGGACAUGGACCACAGCGGCACGAUCGACUACACGGAGUUCAUCACAGCGACGAUGCAGAUGAACAAGGUGGAGAAGGAGGAACACAUCUGGAAGGCCUUCCAGCACUUCGACCGCGAUGGGAGCGGGUUCAUCACAGUGAGCGAGCUGAGGGACGCCCUGGCGAAUGAGGACAUGCUGGAGCCGGGCGAGCUGGAGCAGAUCAUUGAAGAGGUGGACACGGAUAAGCCAGGGGAACUGGAGAAGACAAUUGAGGAGGUGGACACGGAUAAGGCUCCUUACUGUCACACUCACAGACUACGGAGCCAAAACGGCACCGAAGCCAGCAGCAGCAGCGACGGCAGCAGCAGGAAUGGACAUGGAUUUGACUCGGAGGAGAGCAGAGGAAGGAGCGAGAAAUUCACGGAGGUGGAAGGUAGAGGGAAUAAAGGGGAGGAUGAGGAGGAGAGGGAGGGGACGGAAGAGUCAGAGGAGACUGAGGAGGAAGCUAGGGAGAGAGAGCAGCUGAGGGAGAGGAAGAAGCUUCAGGAGUUUAACAGGAGACGCGAAGCGGCGCUUCUCAGUCGCGAUCCGUCCACCCUUCGCUACGCUUACGUCACGCUCCUCUGUGAUGACGUCAUGGCGCCGGGAGCCCUGGUGCUGGUGCACUCGCUGAAGCGCACUGGCACGCCGCACGACGUGGUGGUGCUGACGAUGAACGUGAGUGAGGGGACGGCAGCGCUGCUGCAGCUUCUCGGAGCGAGGGUGAAGCAGAUCGAAGAGGCCAUUCCGUACCCGUUUCCUGCGACGCCGAAUAGGGUCGCCAUCAAUAAGCCAUGCAGGUGGGUGGGUGGGGUGGAAAAAUGUGGUGGUGCUUACGAUGACCGUGAGUUCAAGUGGAUAUUGGGGAGUGGAAUGGUUCCCCCUUGCACCCCAUCGCGCACGGGCACGCUGCACGACGUGGUGGUGCUGACGAUGAACGUGAGUGACGGCACUGCGAUGCGGCUGCAGCUGCUGGGAGCGAGGGUGAAGCAGAUUGAAGAGGCCAUUCGGUAUUCCAAGCUGUUGAUGUGGACUCUCACAUCAACAGCUUGGAAUACCACACCGACGUAUUCCAAGCUGUGGAUGUGGACGCUCACGGAGUACCACCGCUUGGUCUAUGUCGAUGCGGACCUUCUUGUAAUGAGCAGCCUCGACGACCUCUUCUGCCGCGAUGAGCUCUCGGCUGCACCGGACACCAUCCCUCCUGACCGCUUCAACAGUGGCUUGAUGGUGGUGGCGCCCAGUGACGACACGUUCAGAGACAUGCUGAGCAAGGUAGCAACAACCAAGUCACCCAACGUGGGCGAUCAGGGCUUGCUCAACAACUACUUUUCCGACUGGUACUCUCAGGGUCCCUCCCACCACCUGCCCUACGCCGUCAACCCACUUGUUCGCCUCAGCCCGUCCCCUGACUCCGCUUCUCUCCCCACUGCUCCCCGUUCUCCUCCUAUUCAGGUCGUCACCACCAAGUCACCCAACGUGGGCGAUCAGGGCUUUCUCAACAACUACUUUUCCGACUGGUACUCUCAGGGUCCAUCCCACCACCUGCCCUACGCCGUCAACCCACUUGUUCGCCUCAGCCCGUCCCCUGACUCCGCUUCUCUCCCCACUGCUCCCCGUUCUCCUCCUAUUCAGGUCGCCACCACCAAGUCACCCAACGUGGGCGAUCAGGGCUUUCUCAACAACUACUUUUCCGACUGGUACUCUCAGGGUCCCUCCCACCACCUGCCCUACGCCGUCAACCCACUUUUUCGCCUCAGCCCGUCCCCUGACUCCGCUUCUCUCCCCACUGCUCCCCGUUCUCCUCCUAUUCAGGUCGCCACCACCAAGUCACCCAACGUGGGCGAUCAGGGCUUUCUCAACAACUACUUUUCCGACUGGUAUUCCCAAGGCCCCUCCCACCACCUGCCCUACGCCUUCAACCCGCUCGUGCGCCUCAGCGGGUGGGAGGGGUGGGAGAAGUUUGUGCAGCCGCAGCUGAGGGUGCUGCACUUCUCGGGGAGCACCAAGCCUUGGAACACCAUGGAGGACAAGCAGGCAGGUGACUAUACUGAAAGUGGUUAA